Quercus robur (English oak) is the source of this 2157-nucleotide messenger RNA. Its product is annotated as cysteine-rich receptor-like protein kinase 44. Bases 32 to 2101 code for a protein of 689 amino acids. The record is from RefSeq and is a predicted model, not a curated record. The transcript is spliced from 8 exons. Gene Ontology annotation, biological process: protein phosphorylation. Lineage: Eukaryota; Viridiplantae; Streptophyta; Magnoliopsida; Fagales; Fagaceae. Gene Ontology annotation, molecular function: ATP binding; protein kinase activity.
UCAUGAUUUUAACUAUCAUUUUGCCCAAAACAUGGCUUUGAUUUCAUCACCACUACUUUUUUUUCUUUCUACAGUGUUCAUGCUCAUUUCUCAAGCUAGUGCACAGUCAAGCGUCUCCCACUUCUGUUUAUACGAUCGGGGUAAUUACAGCACUAGAAGCCCCUACGAGGCAAACCUCGAUCAAACCCUCUCGGACUUGGUCUUCUCCACUAACGAAACCAAUAUUAAAGAUGGCUUUUACCCUUACUCUUACGGCCUAGUCUCUGACAGAGUUUAUGCCAUUGGACUCUGUAGAGGAGAUAUUAAGGAAGACCUCUGCCGUAAUUGUCUCAAUGGCUCAAGAACUGCUCUCAAACAGCUUUGUCCCAAUCAGAAAGAAGCAAUAGUAUGGUACGACAAUUGCAUGUUAAGGUACUCCAAUCGACCUUUAUUAUGUAUCCUGGAAAAUCAACCUGCUUUCUCGCAAUGGAACAACAGUACUCAGAAUGUAUCGAAUGUAGAUGGGUACAGCAAGGUGAUAAAGAACUUGUUAGAUGGGAUGAUAAGUGAAGCUGCCUCAGGUAAUUCUUACAAGUGUGCUACAAGAACCUUAGUCGCACCAGACUCAUCCAACACCACAAUAUAUGCCCAUGCGCAAUGCACUCCCGAUUUGGUUGAGACGGAUUGCAUUGCAUGCUUGAAAAAUAUUUCUGGACAAAUUCCACAAUGCUGUCUUGGAAAGGAAGGUGGGAGAUAUUACACACCCAGCUGUAAUUUUAGGUAUGGUACCAACGCUUUCUUUGACCUCACAGCCGAUGCAUCAUCACCGGAAGGAAAGCAGAGGAGUACAACUCGAACUGUCAUCAUCAUUAUUGUUCCGACGGUUAUAAUUACUAUGAUAAUUGUCAUAAGCAUUUGCAUCAUUUUGAAAGUGAGGAGGCCAAGGGAUAAAGUUGAAACGUACGAUAUAUCGUCUUCUUCCUCUUAUGAAGCUGGGGAUGAAAUAGCAAGUGUGGAAUCCUUACAAAUUGAUUUCAGCACAAUCAGAGAUGCCACAGACAACUUUUCCGACGCAUUCAAACUUGGGAAAGGUGGAUUUGGGACAGUUUAUAAGGGUAAGCUUUCCAAUGGACGAGAGAUAGCUGUGAAAAGGCUAUCAAAGAUGUCUAGACAAGGAGAUCUACAAUUUAAAAAUGAGGUCAUGUUAGUGGCAAAACUCCAACAUCGAAAUUUAGUUAGGCUCCUUGGAUUCUGCUUAGAAGGAGAUGAAAGGCUUCUUAUCUACGAGUUUGUGCCUAAUAGAAGCUUGGAUCGCUACAUAUUUGAUCCAAUGAAGCGUGCACAUUUAGAUUGGGAAAGCCGCUACAAAAUCAUAAAAGGCAUUGCUCGAGGACUUCUAUACCUUCAUGAAGAUUCUCGACUUCGAAUUAUCCAUCGUGACCUCAAAACUGGCAACAUUCUAUUAGAUGCAGAAAUGAACCCUAAAGUUUCAGACUUUGGCAUGGCAAGGAUGUUUGUAUUGGAUCAAACUGAAGGCAAUACAAAUAGAAUUGUGGGGACCUAUGGAUAUAUGGCUCCAGAGUAUGCAAUGUUUGGACAGUUUUCAGUCAAAUCAGACGUUUUUAGUUUUGGUGUGCUAAUGUUAGAGAUUUUGACUGGCCAGAAAAUUACUCGUUUUCAUAACGAAGAAAACAAUGAAUACCUUCUAAGCUAUGUGAGUAUGAAUGUCAAAGCAUGGAAAGUUUGGAGGGAGGGUAUAGCUUCAAAUAUCAUAGAUCCCAUGUUAAAAGACAGUCCAAUAACUGAAACGAUGAGAUGUAUCAACAUUGGACUGUUAUGUGUUCAAGAAAAUGUAGCUGAAAGACCAGACAUGACUUCAGUUGUUUUCAUGCUUAGUGGCAAUUGUAAUACUCUUCCUGUACCUACACAGCCAGCAAAUUUUAUGCUCAGCAAUGAUAUAUCAACCACUUUAAUACAACAGGACAACAGUUCCAACGGAACCAAGUACGAGGUUUCAAUAACUGAAUUAUAUCCUAGGCGGGAAUUGAAUCUCAGAUCUCUUAUCAUUGGGGCUAUAAGCGAUUUUGUAUAUAAAUUACGCUCACUGCUACAGUAUAUCUAACUAUAUUUUGUCUAUAGUUUUCCUGGCAUUAUCUAGAAAACUAUAUCGUUUGAAUC